This is a messenger RNA of Xenopus tropicalis (tropical clawed frog), 2177 nucleotides long. It is a transcript of the gene alas1, whose product is annotated as 5'-aminolevulinate synthase 1. Gene Ontology annotation, biological process: porphyrin-containing compound metabolic process; tetrapyrrole biosynthetic process. Lineage: Eukaryota; Metazoa; Chordata; Amphibia; Anura; Pipidae. The record is from RefSeq and is marked provisional. Gene Ontology annotation, cellular component: mitochondrial inner membrane; mitochondrial matrix; mitochondrion. Gene Ontology annotation, molecular function: transferase activity; pyridoxal phosphate binding; 5-aminolevulinate synthase activity.
UGACAUUGCGGGGCUAGCUGCCGGGAGAGGAAAACCCAGGGGUGACUGCUGCCAUUCACUUCUAUUCGUGCUAUUGAUUUGAAAUCCCCGUCGAUAAUGGAUACCAUUGUGCGCCGCUGUCCCUUUCUCUCCCGUGUAUCCCAGACCUUCCUGCAGAAAGCGGGCAAAUCUCUGGUGACCUAUGCUCAGAACUGCCCCGUGAUGAUGGGGACCAAGCCCUUGUCAUGUGCUUCGUUGAGUACGUCGGCUGUUCAUCAGCAAGAGACCAAGGAGACAUCAGAUUCCAAGACACCACUUAACAGGACCCAGGUUCAGGGAGGCCUAACUGGAUCCCAAGUGCCAGCAGAUCACCCUGGCGCAGUAAGUGGGCAGAGUGCAUCAAAAUGUCCUUUUCUGGCGGCCCAGAUGGUGCAAGAAAACAGCAGCGUCAUUCGCAAGGCCAGCCCUGAGACUCAGGAGGAUGUACAGAAGAUGCAAACAAUGAGAAAAGAUUUGCGUGGGCCAAUCACCAAAGGUGCCGGAGAAGCAAAAAUGACCCUGCAGAAAAAUCGUAGCGUUCUAGAGAAAUUUCAAGAGAGCGUGCUUCAUCAGAGGCCUGCAGUAGUUUCCCAUCUUCUUCAAGAUAACAUGCCUAAAGCUGUAAAGACCUUCAAGUAUGACAAAUUUUUCGAAAAGAAAAUUGACGAGAAGAAAAACGACCAUACUUACCGCGUCUUCAAAACUGUCAACCGGCGUGCGGAAGUGUUCCCUAUGGCUGACGAUUACUCCGACACUUUAAUAAGCAAGAAAACUGUCUCUGUGUGGUGCAGCAAUGAUUACCUGGGAAUGAGUCGCCACCCUAAGGUGGUAGGAGCAGUGAUGGAAACUCUUAAACAACAUGGAGCGGGGGCCGGCGGCACCAGGAAUAUCUCUGGAACCAGUAAAUUUCAUGUUGAGUUAGAGCAUGAGUUGGCAGAUCUCCAUGGCAAAGAUGCCGCCUUAUUGUUUUCUUCCUGCUUUGUGGCCAAUGACUCGACACUCUUCACACUGGCUAAAAUGCUGCCCGGAUGUGAGAUCUAUUCAGACGCUGGAAACCAUGCCUCCAUGAUCCAAGGCAUCCGAAACAGCCGAGCUCCCAAAUAUGUAUUCCGUCACAACGAUGUCGGCCAUCUUCGUGAGCUCCUCAAGAAUUCUGACCCCUCCACCCCUAAAAUUGUGGCUUUUGAAACUGUCCACUCUAUGGAUGGUGCAGUCUGCCCUUUGGAAGAAAUGUGUGAUGUGGCUCAUGAAUACGGAGCCAUAACGUUUGUUGAUGAAGUGCACGCCGUGGGAUUGUACGGUGCACGGGGAGGAGGCAUUGGAGACCGCGAUGGAGUAAUGGCCAAAAUGGACAUCAUUUCAGGAACACUCGGCAAAGCAUUUGGCUGUGUUGGUGGAUACAUCGCUAGUACAAGUGCCCUGAUAGACACCGUCCGAUCCUACGCAGCUGGUUUUAUAUUCACAACCUCUUUGCCGCCCAUGCUUCUCUCUGGAGCAAUAGCAUCUGUGAGAGUCCUGAAGAGUGAAGAAGGUCAAGCUCUCCGCCGCCAGCACCAGCGCAAUGUUAAGCUCAUGAGACAGAUGCUGAUGGAUUCAGGCCUCCCAGUGGUCCAUUGUCCGAGUCAUAUUAUCCCUAUCAGGGUUUCUGAUGCGGCUAAAAAUACUGAGAUUUGCGACAAAUUGAUGAGAGAUUAUAACAUUUAUGUACAAGCCAUUAACUACCCCACUGUUGCGCGUGGAGAGGAACUCCUGAGGAUUGCACCCACACCUCACCACAACCCUCAGAUGAUGAGUUAUUUCUUGGACAAGCUGCUGACCACCUGGAAGAGUGUGGACCUGGAGCUGAAACCUCAUCCUACAGCCGAAUGUAACUUCUGCAGGCAGCCUCUCCACUUCGAGGUGAUGAGCGAACGCGAGAAAUCCUAUUUCUCAGGCUUGAGUAAGAUGAUAUCUGUAAGAGCUUGACACAACCCCUGUCCCCAUAACAAAACAAAUUCUACAUUUAAAUAGAGAUGAAAUAAUGUAUCGUAGUCAAAAAAGUAUACACUUUUAUGUCACACUGGGUAUCUUGUCUAAUAAUUCCUGUGUUUUAUAUUAUGAAUAUUGUAUUACAGGACAAUUAUCUUUUCUUAAUGAAUUAAAAAUAUUUGUCUUGCAAA